UUUUUACCAAGAGCGCAUGUUUUAGAAAUCGUGGAAACAUGGACUCCUUGACCACCUCCGUGAGAACUUCGGACUUUGUUUUAGACCCAAGGGUCUUCAACAAACCGCGGAGAAAGCGCUACAUCAGCGAGAGUUCUGAGGAGGAGGAGGGAGCGACUGAGGGGAGCCCUUUUGCCCAGCCAUUGAUGGAUACGCCGGAACUUGAACCCGAAACCCAGCUGCUUGUGAGGCACCUCGAUGAGCGUGAUGGCCUCGUGUUGUCCAUCCCCCUGGAGGAGGAAGGCGAACGCAGCUCGGGGGAGUCGCUAGUGGACAAGAUGAAUGGAAAAGACAAUGCUCAGCUCGACAGUGCCUUUCUAGAGGACCCGGAGACCCUGCUCAGAGUUGCAUCAAGCAGCGAAGAUGAACCGGGCCCACCCUGUUUUUGCUCAACGCCGAUACAAAAUGUUGAAGAGGACUCUGAGGAUGACGGCUAUGAGGAAUUUAGGAGGAGGCUUGGCAUGGAACUGACUGAGCCAGUGCCACGUCGUGAGCGUAAAAAAGUCAUGCAGACUAUUGUACGCGUUGCUGUUUAUGCUGUUCUUAAUCACUGUCUUAGGGAAAAGCUUUUUGAAGAUUGUGAGGGCUGUGUCAUAGAUGCACCAGGCCAGUGGCACCAUGACUGUGUGACUUGGACUUCAGUGGAUAUAAACUGCAAGCUCCGGGGCCUGUGUGCUGAGCUGUGUUUGGAAAGCUUAUUAAACACUGUUAUUGCCAUAGGUUAUGCUAUGCAAUGUCUGUGCCUAACCCAAGAACAUUAAGCACAAGGGGUGACCUUGAUAAAUGCUGUGCAAUUCAGUGGAGACCCUGACCAUGUUUUAAAGAAAAUGACCAAACCGGAAGAUGCCUGCUUAGAGCAUUAUAUUGACUGUCUGGUCCACACAAAAAGUUACAGAACCCUGCUUAAGAAAAAGGCUAUUGGUAAGAAAUCUAAAAGGAUUAAGUUAGAAAAUGGUGAGGGGCAAAACAUGCGAUAUAAAACUUGGUAGCUGUAAAUUUAAAAAAAAAAUCUAUUGAAAAGGACUUUGUGACUAUCUGUAUUUCUGUUAGUAGGUCUCUGGCCCUUAAGGGAGCUUCAAGGUUUUUUUUCUUUUUUUAAUGGAUCAUCUUGGUUUGUUUUCAAGGAGCUGUAUGUCUUUUAAAUAAAAAAAAUAAAUUGUUUGUGAGAACCUAGCUCUUGUGUCUUUUGUGUAAGAGAGACCCAUUUACAGCAAACAAGCUGAAAUGUAUGUUGUAGGAGGGG
This is a messenger RNA of Dermochelys coriacea (leatherback sea turtle), 1282 nucleotides long. RefSeq lists its product as uncharacterized. The record is from RefSeq and is a predicted model, not a curated record. The transcript is spliced from 2 exons. Bases 39 to 800 code for a protein of 253 amino acids. Lineage: Eukaryota; Metazoa; Chordata; Testudines; Dermochelyidae.